AUCAAUCAAUCAAUCAAUCAAUCAUUUAUAAUGCCAAAGAAUACGUUAUACGUCACUGGUUUCAACAAAGAUACCAAGGCUGCUGAUUUAGCUCCUGACUUCGAACAAUAUGGAGAUUUAGUAAGAUUAGAUAUCCCACCUCCAAGAACUGAUGAUGGUGAAAAAUAUGCUUUUGUAGAAUAUAAAGAUUAUGAAAGUAUGGAAAAAGCCUUAGAUUUAGAUGGUAAAACCUUACCAUACUCUUUAAAAGAUGGUUUAGUGGUUCAAAUUGCUAGAAGUGAUCCUUAUGCCGUUAGAGCUCCAAGAGGUGCAUUCAGAGGUGGUUAUGCUCCAAGAGGAGGAUAUGGUGACCGUGGAUACGCUCCAAGAGGUGGAUACGGUUAUGCACCAAGAGGUGGUCGUGGUGGAUAUGAAGGUGGCCGUGGAGGUUACGGUGAUUACAGAGGUGGUCGUGGUGGAUAUGAAGGUGGUCGUGGUGGAUAUAGUGGAAGUCGUGGUGGAUAUGGCGAUUACAGAGGUGGUCGUGGUGGAUACCGUGAUGACCGUGGAAGAGAUGGUGAUGAUCGUAGUAGAGAAGGUGAAGAUCGUGGUUCAAGUGAAAGAAAACCAUAUUCCAGAUCUCCAUCUAGAUCUCCAAGUAGAAGAGAUAGAUCCAGAUCUCCAGAACGUUUUUAAAAUGUUCAAUCCUCGUCUUUCUGCUCCUUUUUAAAAUGUUCAAUCCUCGUCUUUCUGCUCCUUUUUAAAAUAAAACUUAAUAAAAGAGUAUAUAGUUGUAUAAAAUAACAAAGAAGAAGGUUAAUCGUUU
This is a messenger RNA of Scheffersomyces coipomensis, 805 nucleotides long. It is a transcript of the gene SLR1, whose product is annotated as Slr1p. Gene Ontology annotation, molecular function: RNA binding. The coding region runs from base 31 to 675 and encodes 214 amino acids. The record is from RefSeq and is a predicted model, not a curated record. The transcript is spliced from 3 exons. NCBI's taxonomy places the organism in Eukaryota, Fungi, Ascomycota, Pichiomycetes, Serinales, Debaryomycetaceae.